Prunus armeniaca (apricot) is the source of this 357-nucleotide messenger RNA. The record is from the annotation of a GenBank genome assembly. Lineage: Eukaryota; Viridiplantae; Streptophyta; Magnoliopsida; Rosales; Rosaceae.
AUGGAGGAUAAGGCAAUGAUGUUGAUGAUAUCCUUACCUCCGUCUUAUAAGCACUUUCUCAUGACGUUGAUGAUCUACAAGAGUACAUUGAAUUUUGAGGAAGUCGAUCAAGACGUGAUGUUGCACCAUAGAAUGGCUCAAUGUUCGAAAGAGGGCCCUCAAGAUGUGAGUCUAGAGAGGGGUCGUACAAGCAAGCGUGAGGGCAAGGAAGGCAAUGUAUGGAAGGAGAAGCGGAACAAGUUGAAGAAUGUCAAAAGUGCAAGCGCAGCCAACAUGUCUAUUGAUGACGCUAAUGAUGAACUUGUGAUGGUUACAGAUAAAGAGUGUAUCGGGGAAGUUGUGGUGCAGAAGUUAUAG